AUGUGUUUUCUCAAACUUACCAUAAAGUUUUUGAACCACGUUUUUGAGAGAAGCUACACAAUGCAGAUCUUCGUGAAAACCCUUACGGGUAAAACAAUUACCCUAGAAGUUGAGGCUUCAGAUACCAUCGAAAAUGUCAAAGCUAAAAUUCAGGACAAAGAAGGAAUUCCCCCAGAUCAGCAGCGUCUUAUCUUUGCUGGUAAACAGCUAGAAGAUGGCCGCACUCUCUCAGACUACAAUAUCCAGAAAGAGUCUACUCUUCACUUAGUGCUCAGGCUUAGAGGAGGUACCAUUGAACCUUCUCUCCGUAUUUUGGCAAUGAAGUACAACUGUGACAAGAUGAUUUGCCGCAAGUGCUAUGCCCGUCUGCAUCCUCGUGCUACCAACUGCCGUAAAACCAAGUGUGGUCACACCAACAACCUGCGCCCCAAGAAGAAGCUGAAGGAUUAA
Messenger RNA from Arctia plantaginis, 450 nucleotides. The record is from the annotation of a GenBank genome assembly. Lineage: Eukaryota; Metazoa; Arthropoda; Insecta; Lepidoptera; Erebidae.